AUGUCAUCACAAAAUGCACCUUUGAAAGCCCCAGAGGUGGGAAUAUCGGGCAAAAAGAUCGUGUAUGACAAGGAUGGUAAGCCGUGCCGUACAUGCAACUCGUUACUCGAUUUUCAAAUGGUCACUGGGAAGAUCAGUCCCGGUGCUGCCGUAAAAGCUCAACAAAAGCUCCACCAAGAUCCACAGAGUUCAACGGACUUUCCCCCAGAUGUCGAACAAAUAGGCCGUUCUUCCUGGACUUUAUUGCAUUCGAUAGCUGCAACAUAUCCAGAGGUACCUGAUUCCCAGAAGCAACAGGAUUUGAAACAAUUUCUCAAGUUAUUCGGCAACUUCUACCCAUGCUGGUUCUGUGCGGAUGACUUCAAAAGCUAUAUGACCAAGAAUGAACCCAAGGUUUCUACACAAGAGGAUUUUGGCCGUUGGCUUUGUGAUGCCCACAACGAAGUCAAUGUCAAGUUGGGAAAGCCUAAGUUCGACUGCAACUUCUGGAGAAGAAGAUGGAAAGAUGAAAAUGAAUAG
Messenger RNA from Yamadazyma tenuis ATCC 10573, 519 nucleotides. RefSeq names its product flavin-linked sulfhydryl oxidase (gene ERV1). The record is from RefSeq and is a predicted model, not a curated record. NCBI's taxonomy places the organism in Eukaryota, Fungi, Ascomycota, Pichiomycetes, Serinales, Debaryomycetaceae. Gene Ontology annotation, molecular function: flavin-dependent sulfhydryl oxidase activity; flavin adenine dinucleotide binding. Gene Ontology annotation, cellular component: mitochondrion.